UCGCCUGGCAACAUUAUCGUUCAAACUUAAAAAAAAAAAAACGAUACUUCCUCCCCUUCUCGUAUCGCGAAUGUAACAUGUCGGGCGCAUCUCGCUGCGCUAAUUAUUAUUUUCGAAUAUUAUCGUCUCGGUUCAUCUAAAAGAUUCAAUUUUGUCUGUAAACUGUGUGUACUCAUUGUGGAAGGCUAAUCAGUUGAAGAAGCACUGCUCCUGCUCCGUUUCGGUGUCCACGCUGGUCCAGGUAACUUGGAUUCGAGGUAAGUCUAGACGAGCCGAAGGUCUGAGAAGCCUGCGCCAGCCUCCACCGAGAGCUGCACCGUCAUCUACAGCUCAGCAAGGUGAGUGCUUUUACCAAUUGACCUAGCCUGUCCUAAGUUCCACGGUAUAUCGUUUCGUAUCUCGUCUCGUAUUUCGUUUGAAUACAGUCCACAUAAUUUUUAAAUAUCGAAGUAAAAUAAUCCCCUUAACAUUUUUUGGUCCCACGAUCCGGAUAGCUUGUAAGGUGACCGUGGUUAUUUUCGCUUUAAAUAUCAAUUUUCGUCAAUAAAUUGUUCAUUGUAAAAUCAUAAAAACAUUGGAGGGUAAGAUUGAAACACUUGGCUUGGGCGUUUUUCCGUUAGUUAAACUAUCGAGCGUUUAGUUCAUAGACUAAAAUUGUGUGUCGAAUUAAUUACGUUUCUGAACGCAACUUUUAGCUGUCAUUUUUGACAAGUUGUCAAUUGAAAAUCAUAACCUAUCAUUGUUAUCGAAUCCAAUAGUUUUGUUGUUGUUUUAGUGAUUCAAUAUACAUAUUUUUACAAAAUAAACAUGACACUUGGAACUUUAUGUUAUUCCAUGCACUUUGGUCAAAAUUAGAUGUUAGUAGUAAGGAAGCUUUUGAGUUGCAACUUGAAUCAAACACAGAAAUUCCCAGUUAUGAGGAAUUAAUUUCGUUUAUUGAAAAGCGGAGCCAGGCAUUAGAGAACAGCGUUGGUAAGUCGUUAACAUUAUCUAGUAAACCAGUGUAUAGUAAGCCAGUGUCGAAUAAGGCUAAGCCUGCUCUCCUUGUACCGCCAGUGAGCAACUGUGCUAUGUGUUCCGCACCGGGACACAAAUUGGAUAAAUGUACUAAAUUUUUGGAACUGCAGCCAUUGGAAAGGUUUGCUCAGGUUAAGGAGAGGAGACUUUGCAUACUGUGUUGUAGGCCAUCCCACUCGGUUAAAAAUUGUAAAUCAUCGGUGACUUGUGGCAUCUGUAAGCACAGACACCACACAUUAUUGCAUUUCGAAAAGGAUAAGGAGUUGGAACCAACAGCUCCGCCGACCCAAGUGGCAUUGGCAGUGCAUAAUGCAAAUGCACCAAGUUUAUUCUCGACAGCUAUCGUGCUGAUAAAAAAUAAAUUUAAUAAUUUUGUACCAAUUCGAAUGCUGAUGGAUAAUGCUUCUGCUUGUAACUUUGUAACAUUGAAGUGCGCUCAAAAACUUGGAAUACCAAUUAGAAAUAAUUCACCAACGGUGAAUGGUGUUGGUCUGUCGUCGACUGACACUUUUGGAAUUGUCGAUUGUGAGAUAGUUCCGUCGAAUGGGGACUCCUCAUGUAAAUUUUCGUUUGAAGCGUUCGUGCUUCCCAAGAUCUGCCAUGAUAUGCCACCAGAACCACUGAAUGUGUCUUCUUGGAGGCAUCUGAAGGAUUUAGAUCUUGCUGAUCCAUCUUUCCACAAAUCUGGACCAAUAGACAUGUUGGUUAACGUCAACCUUUUCGCUGCUGCACUACAAUCUGGCGUUGUCAAGGGCAACGCAGAUGAGCCCAUAGCUGUCCGCACUGUUUUCGGCUGGUUAGUGAUGGGUGAGUGCCCUAUAAACGUUAACACUUCUCGUUCUCGUUGUCAUAAAGGUUCAGAAGGUGAUACUCAGAGGUGCUAUCUCGUGUCGAGUCUAUCAUUAGACAAUAAUAUCAAGCGCUUCUGGGAACUGGAAAGUGUCGAUCCUCCCAAAAAUAUCGUUUUGUCGAAAUUAGAAAUGUCGUGUGAAAACCAAAUGGAAACUUCAUAUUGUCGCACUCCCGAGGGUAGGAUGGUAGUACCAUUAACUUAUGUCGACCCUCAGGAUAAACCCAGGUUUUCAAAUUCUCGUGAGAUAGCUCUCAAGCGUCUCUUAAAUUUAGAGAGGAAAUUCAAAUUGAAUCCUCAGUUUCGGACAGCUUAUGUCAAUUUCAUGGAUGACUACCUUCGUUGUGGUCACAUGGUGGAAGUUGAUCCUCCCUUGUCGUUUGAAGGUCAACUUCACAAUGUCGAAAACGUCCAUGAUUUAUCGUUAUCGUUAAAUAUUCUCGGUUUGUCGUGGCUUCCCAAGGAAGAUACUUUCACAUUCAAGACCUCCUUGAAUGAUUGUCGUUGUACGAAGCGAUCGAUCCUCUCGGACAUCGCUCGUAUUUUUGAUCUUCUGGGUCUAUUGUCGCCUGUCGUAUUUUUCGCAAAAUAUUUAAUACAACUUCUAUGGGUUUCUGGUGUCGAUUGGGACAGCGAGGUUCCUAUCUCUAUCGCUCAAGAAUGGCGUAAAUUCAAAUCGCAAUUGGCGGAAAUGAGCUCGUUGUCCAUUCCCCGUAGAAUGGUUGUAUCUUUCGUAUCGUUACAGCUUCACGGGUACUGUGACGCCUCGGAGAAGGGUUACUGUGCUGUCAUUUAUUGUCGUGUCGUUCAAAAUGACGGAUCCGUUGUCGUGCGUCUUUGUUGCGCUAAAACGAAGGUGGCCCCACUUCGUAAAUGUUCUAUCCCGAGAUGUGAGCUGUUAGCUGCUGUCUUGUUGUCGGAUUUGAUUGUCUCGUUUACAGAAGCUCUAAAAGAUUUUCACACUUUUGAUGAUAUCCACGCUUGGUCAGAUUCUACUGUCGCGCUGACUUGGAUUCGUUCGUGUCCAUCAAAGUGGAAAACUUUUGUGGCGAAUAGGGUUGCGCACAUACAAGAGAACGUCCCCCCUGAAAAUUGGCACCACGUGUCUGGUUCGGAUAAUCCAGCGGAUUGCGGCUCCCGCGGUUUGUUACCUGCUGAUUUAAUCCAGAAUACGCUAUGGUGGGCGGGGCCUACUUGGCUGUCUAAUCCUCAAGAAUCUUGGCCGCAAUCUGAGAUCCUUUCAGAUCAAGCUGCUUCGAACGAGCAAAAAAUCUAUAGUUUGUUCACAGACUCUAAUAUAUCAUUGAUUGACAACAUCUUGAGCAGAUUCUCGUCUUUACAACGCAUAUUGCGUAUUUUCGCUUAUUGUUUUCGGUUCAUGCAUAACUUGCAAAAAUCAUCGUCGAAAAUCACAGAUCCGAACCUGUCGUCUGAAGAAAUUACGAAAGUUCUUCACUUUCUCGUGAAACAUGUCCAGGAGCGAGCUUUCGCUUCAGAAUUGCGGUAUUUGUUGACAGAUAAGUCACCCCACUCUCUAUCGAAGCCCAUGCGGAAAUUGGCGCCGUUUGUGGAUGAGCGUGGAAUGCUAAGGGUGGGCGGUCGCCUUUCUAAAGGAGACCUGUCGUUCGAUGUGAAACAUCCACUAUUAUUGCCUCGUGAUCAUAGGUUGACUACGUUGAUCAUUGAGGAUUACCAUCACCGGUUUAUGCACCCUGGAUUGCAAACGUUGCAAAAUUUAUUAGCCCAAGAAUUCUGGGUUCUAUCGGCAAGAAGGGCUAUAAAUUCGGUUAUUUCAUCUUGUAUGAAAUGUUUUCGCGCUCGGCCUAAAGUGGCAUCUCCUCCAAUAAUGGGCAACUUACCAUCGUUUCGAAUUAAUCAAAUUAAACCAUUUUCGUCAGCGGCAGUAGAUUACGCUGGUCCCUUUGACACUUGUUUGGCCCGGGGCCGUGGUCUACGCACAUUUAAAUCGUAUAUUUGCGUUUUCGUAUGCACUGCCACCAAAGCAGUACAUCUUGAGCUGGCCUCAGAGCUCACCACAGAGGCAUAUCUCGCAGCUCUGCGCCGUUUCAUUUCGCGCCGCGGCCGGUGCUCUAGGCUGAUCUCGGAUCAGGGUAGAAACUUUAUUGGCGCAUCCAAUAUGCUCCAAGAAUUCAUGGCCAAGGCUUCACGUGCAGAACAAAUAAAUUUCGUUUUUAACCCGCCCGGCAGCCCACAUUUCUCGGGGUUAGCCGAGGCUGGUGUAAAGUCAGUAAAGACACAUCUCGCUCGCGUCGUGGGCUCUCAGCGCCUUACAUUUGAGGAAUUCUAUACCAUUUUAACCCAAAUUGAGGCGAUGCUGAACUCACGGCCUUUGUCCCCUGUCAGCUCGGACCCAAACGACCUGUCAGUUUUGACCCCCGGACAUUUCCUUACUUUGGAGCCGCUCACCAUAUUGCCUGAAAGCAACAUGGUAGAUGCGAAAUUAGGUCCACUUCAGAGAUGGAAAUUAUUACAAAAGAUCCAUCAAGAUUUCUGGCGCAAGUGGCACCUCGAAUAUCUGCACACAUUGCAGCAGCGCCACAAAUGGUUCGAUGGUCAGAAAAACAUUGUCGUCGGGACGCUCGUGCUCAUUGUCAAUGAGCAAUGUAGCCCCAUGAAGUGGAAAAUUGGCCGGGUGGUACAACUCCAUCCAGGAAGUGACGGGAUUUGUCGUGUUGUCACAGUUCGCACAGAAUCGGGCGAACUUAAACGUCCGAUAGUUAAACUGUGUCCCUUACCUUUGCAAAACUAGUGUUAAUUCACUAUCUUAUAGUCAUAAGUAUUAAUUUUAUCGUAUAGAUUUAGAUUAAAGUAAAAAAUAUAUAGUAAUAGGAAAAUAACCCCUGAGCCAUGUCGAUUCUAUUUUGUCCUCAGUUGACAAUAACAGUACAAACUUGUGGAAAAUACGUUGUAUUUUGGUGGGCGGAAAAUGUUAAGGAUUGUAGUCUUAAAAUAAUUUCGCCUGGCAACAUUAUCGUUCAAACUUAAAAAAAAAAAAAGAUACUUCCUCCCCUUCUCGUAUCGCGAAUGUAACAUGUCGGGCGCAUCUCGCUGCGCUAAUUAUUAUUUUCGAAUAUUAUCGUCUCGGUUCAUCUAAAAGAUUCAAUUUUGUCUGUAAACUGUGUGUACUCAUUGUGGAAGGCUAAUCAGUUGAAGAAGCACUGCUCCUGCUCCGUUUCGGUGUCCACGCUGGUCCAGGUAACUUGGAUUCGAGGUAAGUCUAGACGAGCCGAAGGUCUGAGAAGCCUGCGCCAGCCUCCACCGAGAGCUGCACCGUCAUCUACAGCUCAGCAAGGUGAGUGCUUUUACCAAUUGACCUAGCCUGUCCUAAGUUCCACGGUAUAUCGUUUCGUAUCUCGUCUCGUAUUUCGUUUGAAUACAGUCCACAUAAUUUUUAAAUAUCGAAGUAAAA
This is a messenger RNA of Cydia fagiglandana, 5297 nucleotides long. RefSeq lists its product as uncharacterized. Lineage: Eukaryota; Metazoa; Arthropoda; Insecta; Lepidoptera; Tortricidae. Gene Ontology annotation, biological process: DNA integration. The transcript is spliced from 2 exons. Gene Ontology annotation, molecular function: nucleic acid binding. The coding region runs from base 825 to 4637 and encodes 1270 amino acids. The record is from RefSeq and is a predicted model, not a curated record.